Aspergillus pseudonomiae is the source of this 999-nucleotide messenger RNA. RefSeq lists its product as uncharacterized. NCBI's taxonomy places the organism in Eukaryota, Fungi, Ascomycota, Eurotiomycetes, Eurotiales, Aspergillaceae. Gene Ontology annotation, molecular function: protein kinase activity; ATP binding. The record is from RefSeq and is a predicted model, not a curated record. Bases 35 to 889 code for a protein of 284 amino acids. Gene Ontology annotation, biological process: protein phosphorylation. The transcript has a single exon.
UGAAGACCUAGCUUAUCUGGAUCUGAGAGUACAUAUGCUGGCGAUGCAACUUAAGCAGUCAUCGGCUCUGGAAGGAGUCAAUGUCCUUCCUUGCCGGGGCCAUUUCCUCGACAAGGCUAACCACCGGUACGGGCUUGUUUUCCAAUUCCCAGAGGGUACGCACACCUCGGCCCCCAUCACACUCCAAGCGCGGUUGGUGGAUGAUUUGCAGGCGAAACCUCGCGUUUACCGGGACUACGAGGAUCGUCUUCGAGCGGCACAUACACUUAUCAUAACGAUGUAUCAGCUGCUUUGUGCAAACUGGCUGCACAAGAAUUUAACUAGCGAAAAUAUUCUGAUAUUUGAAGACAGUCCUCACCCUUUCAACUUACCAGUCCCACAUAUCGGGGGCUUUGACUUUACCCGGCGCGAUGCUGAUCUUGAGAUAACUGAAUCAUUCGCGUCUCAUUACAAGACGGCUUACGCAUCAAUCGAGAAAAGGCUGUAUUGGCAUCCCGACAGAAAUGCAAGGUUUGAGAAGGAGCUGAGAGGAAAGGAUAGUUCUAGACCACCUCAGCCCACUGAGAAGUACCGUAGGCAAUAUGAUGUUUACAGCCUAGGCGUCGUUUUAUUGGAGAUAGGGCUUUGGUGUCCACUGAAGCGCAUAUGGAAAGACUGCGGAGAAGACUUUGACAAAUUCCUUUCGGAGCUGACAAACACAUAUACCCCGCAGCUAAGGGGACGAAUGGGCAGGGUGUAUGCGGAUAUCGUUCGGUGCUGCCUUGAAUAUGAUUUUGGGGGUGAUUUGGGGACACGUGUACCUGGGCUUGAAGAGGAUGCAGUGGAGCGACGAAGAUUUCUGGAACAGUUCAACACAUUGGUUGUUUGCAGGAUCGAACAGCUCGUGUAAGAUACAGAGCAAGUCUUGCAUGAUAUAUCACUCUCCUGACAGGCAUCAACACUUACAUUGAGGCCACAUAGAAACAAUGGUGCGAGCCUUGCUCCGAGGAGGAUAUGAAC